AUGGACGAAUUGGACAAGAAGUUCACGGCCGUAUUCGAGGAGUCGGACAGGAUCACGGCUUUUAUUAAUCGUCAGGAGGCUGUAAACGUAGAUUUUGCGCACAAGUUGAACCAGAUUCCGGAUGUUUUGAAAAUUGUCGAGGGUCACGGCAAGAGAAUUGCGGCGUUGGAGGCUCAGAGCGCACGGCUCUUGAGCUCUCAGCGGGUUGUUAGCAGGUCGUCUGCUGCGUCGGGGGUCUGCAGAACGUCGGACAUUAUUAUCUCGGGUAUACCAAGUGAGUUCACUGAUUCAUCCGGCGAUAUAGGGAGCGUUUUUACGGCGCUGGGUAUUCCUCAACUGGUCCCGGACGUUCUGGAGACCCGCGACGUGGUAAAGCGAAGCGUGCCGAUAGCGGGCGGCGAGUCGUCAGGCGACGUUUCGACUGCUGAUGGUGGAGUCGAAGCAGCUGGUCGCAAAAAAUCAGUAAUAGUGGCACUUAAGUCACGUGAGGUUCGUGAUCAUGUUCUUAAGGUGAUGUGUAGUAGGCGACGACUAACGGUAAACGAUGUUUUUGAAAGGAAUGUCCCGGGCAACAUUCACGUAAACGAGCUGUUUCCGACUGACACUUACAAUUUGUUAAAUCGAACGAGAAUUAAAGCAAGGCAGUCCUCUUACAGGCAUGUGUGGAGCAGGGAUGGCCAGAUCUUUGUCCGUAGGGAACAUGGGCAGCCUCCCAUAUUAAUUUCUUCUGAGGCUGAUUUAGCAAAACUCCAAUGA
Temnothorax curvispinosus is the source of this 756-nucleotide messenger RNA. RefSeq lists its product as uncharacterized. The transcript has a single exon. The record is from RefSeq and is a predicted model, not a curated record. The coding region runs from base 1 to 756 and encodes 251 amino acids. Lineage: Eukaryota; Metazoa; Arthropoda; Insecta; Hymenoptera; Formicidae.